UCGGUUGUGUCAACCGCGACCUUCAUUCAACCUUUUGACGUCUUACUCUGGCUCAAAAUUCUGCUUCUAGUCGUUCCGUUUGUUCAAACUGUGUGUGCACGCCUUCCAGUAAAGGUCGAAAAGAAGCCGAAUUUGCUCGUGUUUUUUGGUGAAUUUUAAAAUUUCAAACAAAUCAACAUGACUACUUAUUUCAACUACCCACCAAAGGACGUCCAGGAGGAGCUGGCCCGCAUCGCCAAGGCCAUCGUUGCUCCAGGCAAGGGUAUUUUGGCUGCUGAUGAGUCGACCGCCACCUGCGGCAAGCGUUUCGCUGAUAUCGGUGUCGAGAACAACGAGGACAACCGUCGCCAGUACCGCCAGCUGCUGUUUACGGCCGAGAAUCGUAUCUCGGAGAACGUCUCCGGUGUCAUCCUGUUCCACGAGACGCUCUACCAGAAGGCCGAUGACGGUACCCCGCUGGUUGACCUGCUGAAGAAGAAGGGCAUCCUGGCCGGUAUCAAAGUCGACAAGGGUGUCGUUGAUCUGUACGGCUCGGAAGGCGAAUGUACCACUCAGGGCUUGGAUGAUUUGGGUGCACGCUGUGCCCAGUACAAGAAGGACGGUUGUGACUUCGCCAAGUGGCGUUGCGUGUUGAAAAUUGGCAAGAACACCCCAAGCUACCAAUCGAUCCUGGAGAAUGCCAACGUUCUCGCUCGCUACGCCUCGAUCUGUCAGUCGCAGCGCAUUGUCCCGAUUGUUGAGCCUGAGAUCCUCCCUGACGGUGAUCACGAUCUGAUUCGUUGCCAGAAGGUUACCGAAACCGUUCUGGCCGCCGUGUACAAGGCACUGAACGAUCACCAUGUCUUCUUGGAGGGUACACUGCUGAAGCCAAACAUGGUGACAGCCGGUCAGAGCUGCCCGAACAAACCAUCGGCUCAGGAAAUCGCUUUGUCUACCGUGCUGGCUCUGCGUCGUACCGUUCCGGCUGCCGUUCCCGGAGUUACCUUCCUGUCCGGUGGUCAGUCCGAGGAGGAAGCUUCCGUCAAUCUGAACGCCAUCAACCAGGUGCCGCUGUUGAGACCGUGGGCCCUGACCUUCUCGUACGGACGUGCCCUGCAGGCCUCGGUACUGCGUGCCUGGGGUGGCAAGAAGGAGAACAUCAAGGCCGCUCAGGAUGAGCUCAUCAAGCGCGCUAAGGCAAACGGAUUGGCAUGUCAAGCAAAAUACGUCGCCGGAUCGAUUCCUUCCUACGCUGCCAACGCCAGUCUGUUUGUGAAAGCACAUGCCUAUUAAAAGAUGCAGCACAGCAGCAACAGCAGGAACACCGGUAGCAGCAACUGAACAACUGUCAAACUAGUUAAUACUUAAAACGACACUGUCUGUAUGAAAAGUAAACAUUAUCCACAAAUGGCGGUGACAGCGUUGGCAACAACAAAAGACUUGUGGAUCGAGCAUUCUAAAUGCGCUUUCACUUCCACUAACAAACACACAUGGCAGACCUACACACCCACAUAUAUGUUUAUUUACCUUCGUUCUAAACACAACACGUGCACUGACCGUUCCGGAAUUACAACCUGGACCCGGUGACCAGCCGGCAGAAAAAUAACAACGUGGUCUACUACCGGACUUUUAUUUUUAUUUUUGAAUCAGACCUAGACAUUGGCACAGAAAAUUACGGUGUUUAGUUUGUAGUGAUAGAAAGUUAACCUUCAAAUCGUUUUUGUCUAAGGAGGCUGAAGCAAUCCCGGCUAAAAGUGGCGCGUCGUCUGGGAAACGAAUUUGGCAUCGGUACAGCAAAACUGCACUUGGCACCACAAACGGUUGGCUCAGAACCAAACGCGGAUACUUGUGUUGUCGCAUCCACUUUCUAAGGGAACUAUUGCUUCAGGUUUCUGGUGUAAAUGUGUUUUAAAUUUGUGGUAGAGUUGUUCAAAAUUCAAAUGUUAUCUUUUUCUUUUAAAUUUUGCUAGACUGUUAAUUCGAGUGAGCUUGUUUUAAUAAAAAUUAUUGGCUUCGUAAAAAAAAUACAUUAUAAUUGGCUGACUG
Malaya genurostris is the source of this 2025-nucleotide messenger RNA. RefSeq names its product fructose-bisphosphate aldolase (gene Ald1). Bases 178 to 1272 code for a protein of 364 amino acids. Gene Ontology annotation, biological process: glycolytic process; fructose 1,6-bisphosphate metabolic process. Gene Ontology annotation, molecular function: fructose-bisphosphate aldolase activity. The record is from RefSeq and is a predicted model, not a curated record. The transcript is spliced from 6 exons. Gene Ontology annotation, cellular component: cytosol. Lineage: Eukaryota; Metazoa; Arthropoda; Insecta; Diptera; Culicidae.